GGUUCGUUCCCUGGUCUUAGCCCUCGUUUGCUGACGCUGGAGCUGAAGCUUCUCCGCACCGCCGGAGCUGUUUACCUGGGUUGUCCCCAAUUGCCUCUUCUGCUUCUCCGUCUUGAAUGCCACCGCGGUGGAGUGAAACCGUGUGCUUGAAAAUGGCGUCGUUAAACGGGGGUUCAGUGGAUUUAGCUUCGCCGCUUACAAUUUCGUUAUCAUGUCGUCUUACUGAGGCGGUUACAACACCUUCGCCGUGAUGGGACUGGCUUCAAUAUCCCUCGACGGAUAUUUCGCGGGAUUCUGUUUCCGUCGCCGGCGAGAAAAUCCUCCCGGAUUGGGGGUAUGGCCGGGUGUACACGGUGGUGGUGCUGAAUUGCACGUUCUCGGAUCCCAUCGGCGAUGCUGACAUCUGGAGCAAGCUCCUAAUCCACGCCCCACCAACGGCGCCGGCGACACCCACCCUGAGCGAGACGCCGCAAGGAUUUCUCCACUUUCACUUUUGUGUUCUCGUCUAAGACGAACUACGACUACCUUUACUUCAGUUCAUCUCUGUACGGCAAUUUGAGCCCUUAUAGGGUACGAGAAUGGGUAGCGUACCAAGCCUGAUUGAUGGGCAAGAAAUCCCAUUUUGUGUUCUACGACGCCGGCGUCCUACACUCUGCCGUAAUGGAGGUGCUCUGGCCGUGGAUGGAGAAGGGAUACCUGACAUUACAGGACGUGAAGGAGCAAGAGCAGUUCGAUGGCUAUUACCACAACCAAUUCUUGAUUUAAUGACUACUUGCAUAGGGGGACAUAAAUAUCUUCGAGGUGGCAGACGGUUGAACACUUGGACUCAUCGUGCUUUCCGCCAUGACGAAGCUAUAGCAUAUAACGGCUUCAUCUUUCAUCUUCACCUUCUCCUUCAUCUUCAUCUUCAUUCUCUCUGGCGUGUUUUAGCAACUUUGCUACUUACUCUGUUAUUCUACCUGAAAUGCUGAAAAUGUGGAAUCCGGCGCUCCCCGAAAACCGCAUUGUCUUAGGUGUUGGAGUGGCCGGAGUUGACUUCCUGGCUGCCGUAGCUUCGUUCCCUAACCCGGAUGAUAAAAUUCGGAGCACCAGUUUUGAGGUUCAAGGAGGUGGUAACACUGGCAAUGCUUUGACCUGCGCAGCUCGUCUAGGUCUUAAUCCAAGGAUUAUAUCUAAGGUUGCUGAUGACUCACAUGGCGAAAGAAUACUUGAUGAGUUUGAAAGGGAUGGUGUUGAUACAUCUUUUAUGGUGGUGUCCAAAGGAGGAAACUCACCAUUCACAUAUGUCAUUGUUGACAACCAAAAAAAAACUCGCACGUGCAUUUUCACUCCAGGAUAUCCACCCAUGAUACCUGAUGAUCUACCCAAAUCAAAAUUGUCUUCAGCCCUUGAUGGAGCAAAUAUUGUCUACUUAGAUGGAAGGCUGCAUGAGACUGCUUUUAUUGUAGCGCAGGAGGCAAAGAGUAGGGGCAUACCUAUUAUAGUUGAUGCAGAAAGGUUAAGGGAGGGGCUGGAUGAUAUUCUUGACUUUGCUAGUUAUGUUGUAUGCUCAACAAAAUUUCCACAGGCAUGGACUAACGCCCCUUCUAUUCCAACUGCACUUGUUUCCAUUCUCUUGAGAUUGUCAAACGUAAAAUUCGUAAUUGUGACGUUGGGUGAAGGUGGUUGCUUAAUGUUAGAAAGGACUGAAGCGGAGAACACUCAGUUUGAAGAAAUGGAUGUAGAUGAAUUGUACAAAAAACUGAAGCAAAGGGAAGAUGCUAAUGCAACAAUACCCACAUGCAUAUCGUCGAAUGUGGGAAAAUUAUGUGCAAAUGGUAUAGGGAUGGUUAACGGUAAGUUGCAUGUAGGAACAGCUGAAAAUAUACCACCUUCAGAAUUAGUUGAUACAACCGGUGCUGGUGAUGCAUUCAUCGGAGCAGUUAUUUACUCUAUCUGUGCUGAUAUGCCACCACAAAAGAUGCUGCCAUUUGCCUGUCAAGUGGCAGCCAUCAAGUGCAGAGCCUUGGGAGCUAGAGGCAGUCUUCCCCGCUGGAACAACCCUCGCUUGACACCGUUUUUAAAGUAGAGUGCCCCAGUAGGAUCAGAGUUACAUUGUUGGCCUACAAAAGUGACAGCAACUUAAGGAUUGGUCGGAGUCUUGAAUUUCUGGGCGUGUUCAUAUCAAUGUCUCUAUCGUUAUAACGUAACAUAAACUUUUGGAUUUGCUUGGUCAUAAAGUCUUGAAUUUCUGUCUGUGUCCACAAGGAUUUGCCGUGGACGUUGUAGUUUACGACUGUUGUGUACUUGCACCGACCAUGUACAGGUAAAUUGACACCCCACUACUUUCAGAUAA
Messenger RNA from Ipomoea nil (Japanese morning glory), 2335 nucleotides. RefSeq names its product ketohexokinase-like. Gene Ontology annotation, molecular function: kinase activity. The transcript has 13 exons. The record is from RefSeq and is a predicted model, not a curated record. Bases 965 to 2068 code for a protein of 367 amino acids. NCBI's taxonomy places the organism in Eukaryota, Viridiplantae, Streptophyta, Magnoliopsida, Solanales, Convolvulaceae.